CUAAAUUUAUGGAAUGGUAGUAGUAGAUUCUAACCGUUAAAAGUUUCAAGCUUGAAAGAAAAUUAUCCCAUAAAUUAGGGUUUGAGAGAGCAAAAUCGAGAUUCCUGUUUAAACUCUGCAAAUCGUAAAUUUGAUUUAACUAAUUUCAUCUCUCAGUCACUUCAAUUUUCAAUGUACCUCACAAAAAGAAAUACAGCGAAAUCCCUAAAAUCCCCAAAGAGCUACACAUCACCUCUAUAUCGCCGAAAUAUUAUCCUAUUUCCCUCAAAUCAUUCACUCCAUGUACAUUUCCCGCCAAAACCCCCAAUCUUUGCAUCAUUACAAAGAUGCAAUUUUGUCAGCGUUCCAGAGAGGGAUGCAAAGGUGCAAUUCGUCAAUGUUUCAGAGAGGGCGGUAACUGUUUGUGAAAAUGCCCAAGAGAAGCUCCAGGCAGAUGUUGAAACCUCCCAACAAGCAGAAGUGAUAUGCAAGCUAGUAUCCGCCAUUGGGAAUUCUCGUGAUGUAGAAGCUGCUAUGAACUCCGCUACUUCCACUGAUUGUCUGUCUCCAAAUGUGGUUCUUGAAGUGUUAAAGAAAUUAAACAAUGGUGGAAUCAUGGCGCUGUCGUUUUUCCGUUGGGCAGAGAAGAGAAGAGGUUUUCAGCACAGUUCGGAAUGCUACAACUGUCUAAUCGAGUCACUGGGGAAAAUUAAGCAGUUCAAGAUGCUGUGGUUAUUGGUGGAUGAGAUGAAAUCGAAAGGCCUGCUGUGUGCAGACACAUUUGCCCUCAUUUCGCGCAGGCUGGCGAGGGCGAAGAGGGCAAGAGAGGCGGUAGAGGCGUUUGAGAAGAUGCAGAGCAAGUAUGGACUGAAGCCUGUGCUGCAGGAUUACAAUAGAUUGCUCGACACAUUAAGCAAAUCUAGGCAAGUGGAGAGGGCCCAAAUGGUGUUCGACCAAUGGAAAAACACGAGGUUUGUGCCCGACAUCAAAUCAUACACAAUCAUUUUGGAGGGGUGGGGUCAAGAACGCAACUUUCUACGGCUUGAUGAGGUUUUUCGUGAGAUGAAGGAGGACGGAUUUGAGCCUGAUGUUGUGACUUACGGGAUUCUGAUCAAUGCUUACUGCAAAGGAGGAAAGUAUGAUGAUGCUGUUAGAUUAUACAAUGAGAUGGAAGGGAAGAGUAUCAAGGCAACGCCUCAUAUAUAUUGUACCUUGAUAAACAGUUUGGGGUCCGUAAAGAGGCUAAACGAGGCUGUCUAUUUCUACGAGCUAUGCAAAGGCAGCAGCUAUGAUGUCGAGGCUCCUACUUACAAUGCUUUGGUGGGUGCUUAUUGCAAGUCAUGUAGGAUGCCUGAUGCUUAUAGGGUAGUGGAAGAGAUGCGUAGAUGUGGAGUCGGGCCUAACACGCGAACAUAUGAUAUAAUCCUUCAUCAUCUUAUAAAACUCCAGAGAAGGGGAGAGGCGUACAGUGUGUUUCAGAAGAUGAAAGGGGAGGUGGGGUGUGAGCCGAGUGUGAGCACGUAUGAGAUAAUGGUGAGGAUGUUCUGCAACGAUAGGCGCACGGAUAUGGCAAUGCAAGUGUGGGGACAGAUGAAGGCGAGGGGCGUGCUCCCGGGGAUGCACAUGUUUUCAACAUUGAUUGAUAGUUUGUGCAGUGAAAGGAAGAUAGAUUAUGCUUGCAGAUAUUUUCAUGAGAUGCUGGAAAUGGGCAUGCGGCCUCCAGAGCGCAUGUUUAAGCAGCUGAAACAGUUUCUUGUUAAAGAGGGGAAACAAGAUGUUGUCAUUAUGUUUGCUCACAAAAUUGAGAAGAUGAGGAGAUCCCCUUUUGUUGGUUGAUUUUGAUGUAUUGUAGACUCUCUCUUUUCGCCGCAUCCCAUGAUGAUUGCAGCUUUGAUUCGGAUCCAAUUUCUCAUCCUCCGAAAAUUAAUAGUUACAUGUAUCAACAUUUUACCUAAAUAAUAUACAAGCAACAUUCAUAAACAAAUGCAAUUAAAUUAAAUGCA
This is a messenger RNA of Salvia hispanica, 1982 nucleotides long. RefSeq lists its product as uncharacterized. Gene Ontology annotation, molecular function: protein binding. NCBI's taxonomy places the organism in Eukaryota, Viridiplantae, Streptophyta, Magnoliopsida, Lamiales, Lamiaceae. The record is from RefSeq and is a predicted model, not a curated record.